UUUAAACCUGAACUAACGAUCAGCUGAUUUAAAUUAAACACAACAAAAGUUAGAGGGUUAUUGUAAUUUUUAUUUUAUUUAUUAAAAAAAUAUUUAAAAAUAAGUUUAAAAUGUCUGACGAAUCGGAUUAUUACACGGAGCCAGUUGAGUGCAAUAUUUAUAAAAGAAAAUAUCAAAUUUUACUGGAGAGAUGUGAAGUUUUACAGCAGGACAAUGAAAGAUUGGUUUAUCGAUUUCAAAAAAUCCGAAAACUUUUAAAACGUACCCGCAAAGAAAAAAAAUUUUUAAUAGACCGAUUAGAUAAGCAUGGUGAUCAGUGGCGCGACGCUCCGAUGGGAGUUUUGGAAGAAAACAAUAUUUUUUCAGUGACAGUUAAACCGGAGAAAUUAAAUAAAUGCAAAGUCCCCGUGAUUAAAGAAGAAAAAAUAAAAAAAGGCACCAAGCGAAAAGGAAUAAAAGCCGACCCGAAUGCUCCAAAACGUCCAGCGAAUCCUUUCUUUCAAUUCUGCCAGGAACAGAGGCCACGUGUCAUGGAGAGGCUCGCCGGAGAACCAGAACCCAGUAAGCAAGAGUUGACACGACAAUUAGCCACCACAUGGAAGUCACUCACUUCAGAAGAUAAAAAGGUUUAUUACGACAUGUACGAACGCUCAAAAGAAAAGUAUGUCGUAGAAAUGCAAAAGUAUAACAAGAAGAGUGAAGAAGCUCCUAGUCAAAUUCCUGUAAAUUUAUAACACUUAAAAUUAAUAUUGAAUUAUAACUUUAGAUAAAUCAAAAUAUUUUUCUUUAAGAAAAAAAAAAGCUAAUAAAAGUAAUUUUUAUUAUUUUUAGCUGUUAUAAUU
Molecule: messenger RNA, 842 nt
Organism: Cotesia glomerata
Lineage: Eukaryota; Metazoa; Arthropoda; Insecta; Hymenoptera; Braconidae
Product: non-histone protein 10
Exons: 4
Coding region: 111-734 (207 amino acids)
Molecular function (GO): transcription cis-regulatory region binding
Source: RefSeq, a predicted model, not a curated record